Messenger RNA from Poecilia reticulata (guppy), 5862 nucleotides. It is a transcript of the gene mapk8ip1b, whose product is annotated as mitogen-activated protein kinase 8 interacting protein 1b. The record is from RefSeq and is a predicted model, not a curated record. Gene Ontology annotation, cellular component: cytoplasm. Gene Ontology annotation, biological process: JNK cascade; regulation of JNK cascade. Lineage: Eukaryota; Metazoa; Chordata; Actinopteri; Cyprinodontiformes; Poeciliidae. Gene Ontology annotation, molecular function: MAP kinase scaffold activity; JUN kinase binding.
ACCAGCAGUUUUCUGCAGUGGCGUAGUAAAUCUGAUGCACACAGCACCGUGCGGGUUAUAUAACUCUACUCCUCUUUGGCAGCUUCAGCGCCACAGCUUCAAACAAUUACCCCAUCUAUCUCUUCCCUCCGAGCGAACGGUAGCAAACGGAGCUUUGAAUCGGACUCCUAGCUCACCGACCCGGACAAGCUGCACCCCUCCUCCUUUUUCCUCCGGCUCUUUUCCUGUUUGCUCCUCCUUCUCUCCCUCCCURCUUCACUUUCUAACCCUCUUGCUCCUUCUCAUCUUUCUCUUGUCUUGCCUGUGGAUGCCCUCCUCACGUACAGAAUGGACUCGGGAGGGGAAGGAGGAGAGGGUUGGAUGGAGGACCAGUGGGAAAAAUGGCUGACUCAUGACAUCAGUCUGGACGGGUUUGAGGAUGAUGACCUCUCGGAGAUUACAGAGAUCACCGACGAGCGUGGGAUGAGCCUCAACUGCAACGGCCCCGAUAUUAAAGGCCGUGUGAGGCGAGGAACCAGUAGCAUGUCGGGGAGGGUGGAGCUGGGAGCAGUUGGCCAGUUUCAGGCAGAAAUGCUGCAUUUGGAACUCAUUGACGGUGCUGACGGUUACCGCGGUGAUAAAGACACCUUGAAGGCAUCCGCCGUUGCAACCGCGCCAGUCACCAAGGACUCUGGAGCACCUGUUACCAUGGAUACAUACCGACCCAAGAGACCUACGACCCUUAACCUCUUCCCCAUCGUGCCUCGUUCACAGGACACAUUAAACAACAACUCAUUCGGAAAGAAAUACAGCUGGCAGGAAAAAGUUUCAGGCUCGUCCUCCCCUCUUAAAACAGGUGACCUCACACCUCCACGAGAGCACAGCUGUCUGAGCGACGAGGACAAGGUGCAGGGUGGGGCCGCGCAGACCAAAGACAGAGGAACCUCCACCGACGCCCCCUGCAGACACAGCCACACCUCGGGGCGCUCGCAUAGCUCAAGCUCUGGAGCCGCAACUCGCUCCAAGCUGCAGGAGAAACCACCACAACCUCCACCGCCGCAGAACUACACACCCGCUCCUCUGUACCCAACGGGUAAGACGGACAGCUCGGGCCACCGAGAAAAGAUUCGCCACCAGGCAGAUGUUCAUCUGGAACCCACAGAGGAGAUUUAUCUGACUCCAGUGCAACGAUCAGCGGACCCGUUGGAACCCCCCAAUGUUCAGGACCGACCUUUUCUCUCGCAGCAGACUGAGCAAGGGCGCAUGUCCAUAAGCUCGGACACAGAGGGACCGCCUCCUUAUCAGCCCCUCCCAGACCGGACCAACCCUUCCAUUUUUGAGGAGGACGAGCUCUACGUCCCUCCACCUUCCUAUGCUUCCUGUGUAGAGUCUCUCAUCACACCACCCAACAUGUCUGUUUCAGCACACGGCUCUGUCGCACUAGACCUCAGCCUGAAGGGGACAGGAGCAGGGGCCAUGCUGAGGGCUGGCUCAUCGGUAGAAUAUGUGGACGCCACCGAUGACAGCUACUGUGGUGAGGAUGAGGAUGUAGACAGAAUAAUGAUGGACAGGAAGAUGACAAAGACAGCAGGAAGUGGAGACGGUGGUGGCAUUAAACCUGCCAUACUAAGGACUACCAUGAGCUCCGAAGCCAGCAGCCUAACAUAUGACUCUGUGAAAUACACACUAGUGGUGGACGAACACGCUCAGCUGGAGCUCGUCAGUCUCAGACAGUGUUACCAAGGCUACAGCGAUGACAGUGACUCAGCCACAGUCUACGAUAACUGCGUCUCCUCUCCAUAUGAGUCGGCCAUCGGGGAGGAGUACGAGGAAGAUGAAGACGAGGAACAAAACCAACAGACCGGAGCAGCGCAGAGGGAAGCCACAGCUUGCCUCUCUGAAGACUCGACACCGGAGGAAGAUCUGCAUUUCUCCAAGAAGUUCCUUAAUGUGUUCAUGAACGGUCGCUCUCGCUCUUCUAGUGCUGAGUCCUUUGGUUUAUAUUCUUGUAUCAUAAAUGGGGAAGAGAAAGAUCAGACCCACAGAGCAGUAUACAGGUUUGUGCCUCGACAUGAUGAUGAGCUGGAGUUGGAGGUGGAUGACCCACUGCUAGUGGAGGUCCAGGGAGAGGAUUACUGGUACGAGGGUUACAACAUGCGAACUGGUGCGCAUGGAAUCUUCCCCGCCUACUACGCCAUAGAGGUGAACAAGGACACCGACUGCUACAAAGUUAAGAGCAGUGAGUGGAUGGACAGAUACCGCUUGAAGUUCCUUGGCUCAGUCCAAGUGCCAUAUCACAAAGGAAAUGAUGUUCUGUGUGCAGCCAUGCAGAAGAUUGCCAACAACAGACGAAUGACAGUCAAGUUCAACCCACCUUCCUUCUGUGUCCUGGAGAUCAGCGUCAAAGGAAUUAAGCUUGCAGUUCAAGAGGAUUAUUAUGCUUGUGACAGAAGUAACGAGUGCAGUCACUUCUUCCAAUUAAAGAAUGUUUCUUUUUGUGGCUACCAUCCUAAAAACAGCAAGUAUUUUGGUUUCAUCACUAAACACCCAGCAGAUCAGAGAUUUGCCUGCCAUGUAUUUGUGUCUGAAAACUCCACCAAACCUCUUGCUGAGUCAAUUGGGAAAGCAUUCCAGUUGUACUACAAAGAGUUUGUGGAGUUCUCGUGUCCAACAGAAGACAUUUACCUGGAGUAACCCCGCCUUUGACCACAGCCUUGUACAGUACGCUGUAUCAUAACAUAAAUGUGCAUGAAGGACAAAUAUUUAAAAGGGGAUAAGAAGAAAAAAUGCCACUAACAUCUGUAACAAACUCACAAUGACUAUUUAAAACCCCUUAGCUGUCUUAAGGACACCGGUGUCCUCAUGGAGAAAUUGGAUAACAUGCAAGCAUUUUCAGGGUGACAAUUAAGGGGUUAAUUUUGCCACCCCUUAAUUUGACAAAAUGAAGGGGUAAGGAUAAGGUGUACACACCUUGCAUACACAGGCACUUGACAAUGUGUCUGUAUACAGACACAUUGUCAAGUGUCUGUAUACAACAUUUGUGCAGGAGCAGGGGAUGGAAAUGAGCCAAAGGAGAAAGAAAAUAUGCAACGGUGAGAGUCAAAAGGUGGAGUCCAUAAAUGCAAAGCACAACUGAUGUACAUCUGCAGCCGUGUUAACAAAACUUAGCCUGUAGCAGCAUCUCAGCAGCUCCGUCAUGAGAGCACUAGAUUUCUUCUCAUUUCAAAUGCACCUAAGGCAAAAAAUAUUCUGACUUCCGAAAAUAACUGAAUCAAGUUUCUUUGUCUUUAAAAAUUGAGGGAGCUGUACAGCUAUAUCAGUAAGAUAAUGAACACCAUUCAGAGUGUACAUUAACUAAAAAAAAAGACUGUGCAGAUAUUUUAUUUUGUUUUUUUAGGAAAUCUUGUAUAAGAUUAUAUCCACAAGCCACCGUAAAAUAAGGUUUUGAAAGCUGGCUAAAAGAUUCCAUCUGAAUUCUGGGUCAUAUUGAUGUUUGACAGAACUUGGUUCACAUUUUAUCAAACACACUGAUCGGGUCAGAUGUAAGUUACUCUGCAGGAAAAUGCCUGACAUUAUGUUUCAGAGUGAGAUGAGCAGGCAAGUAGAUGCCUGUUUGUUUUUCUUGAAUCAUUCCAGUUGCUGUUAACCUGAUUAGACGGGCCGGGAUGCUAAACGUGUACAGGUUCCAGGCUCUGUGUCUGUAUACAACUUUUGAGUGGAGAGAAGAUGAUGCAUCCAAAACAAAGAAAAUGGUCUUACAGAUUCUGUCGUCACACUUUGUAGUCUGCAGUGUAAUCACCAUCUUCUGUAGAUGUAGCUGAGUUGUACUUAAAAAAAAUUUCCAAUGAUUUAAAUCAAUAAAAAAAAAAAAACAGUAACACUGUGCAAUUACUGUGUAGGGUAAAGAACAUCUUUGGUUAACAAUGCAGGGCAAAGCUAAGCAGCUUUAACUUAUGUUCCAUAAAGGUUAAGUUAAUGCUUCACUUUUUGCUUUUCCUGAAUUUCAAACACACUGUGCUCUUUGUUAAACGUGACCCAAUCUGUUGCUUGAGGAACAAAUUCUAAGCUCUGUUUGUCUUCUUAUCUUCACUAGUAGUGCCUCUUUUAUAUCGGUUCAUUUGAAACUUUCUCAGUAAACUUAUUUUGCCACCGAGUGGGUUUAGUUUACGGGUUUGACUGAGGAUUAAGAAGAUUAAGUGUUUCACCAUAACUGGCUCUUUAUGCCACCAUGUUACAUUUGCUGUACAAUUUCCUGGCUCUUGAAGUUGAGCCUGAUCAAAGAACUUAUUUGACAAAACAAUUUUUCACCUAUUUGGUAAUUCAAACAAGAUUACUUGAGAGGAUUAAAACAUUCUGACAUCUGUUUGAACACCAUGCAGGUGCGAAUGUAAAAUACAGUGUAAAAUAUUCUCUAAAUAUCCAUCUGCUCUGUCAGUGUAAAUAUGUCUCAGAUGGGCUGGACAACAAGUAAAAAGAUGCUAAAUCAAAUAAAACUUACAAUAAAUGUAUGCAACCAAGUUUGUUUUUUUUACUUGUGCUUGUUGACAUUUAGUUUUAAUUAUAUUACAGUUUACAGAUUAGAUCAAAUUAGUAAAUUCGGUUGUCAUAUUCAGAGUUUCCAAAAUGCCACAACUGUGUUGAUUUGGAUGGAUAUGGUUGAAAAUAACAACUGUUUAUUAAUCGCAAGACAAAAAUAUGUUAAAGGCACAAAGUGAUUUUUGAAAGGGAGCGGGGCUACCUGGUUCUGCUCCAAAAUAUAAAUUACCCAAAUCAUAUUUCUUGUUAUCCACUUAAGAAUAAACAACUAAAUUUAAAACAUAAAGGCACGGAGUGGCAACUUGUGCAGGAACAAAACAAAGAUGAGCCUCUUGACGCCACGAUAAGGUGUUCAUUUCACCUUGUCAAAUGUUAAAGCAUAGGGAAGUUAAAAUCUUACCAAUGCCAGCAAGAACAUAUAUGAAAGGCUUCCUUGAAAGACACACUCUAAAUGCCAGCUUCUCUGGAAACGGGAAACUGAACAGGAAAUGAACAUUAGCUAAGUUCUAAUUAUCCUGAAGAUAAAUGGUAGAAAAGUCAGUGCAGCUGUAGAGGGCAGGUUGAUCUGACGUGUUCAACCAAAGACGGAAACCACCCAGGUGUAAUUGUUGCAGGGUGCUUACAUUAAUACAGGGACAGCAAACAAAGGAAAAUAUUUUAAGACGGUAUCAGUCCUUUAYGUAAAGGUUUUUACCAUAGCUUCACAAAAAGACGCAAAGUGUUAUGGAAAGUAAAGAGCCUUGGCUGUCAUACAAAAAUAUCAAAACAUUCAGUUUUUGCACUUUUUUUUUUUUUUUGUCGCCUUAUGUCCGACACAAGUCAUCUCUUUGGAGGGGUCUGUUAAAAUAUACAAUGGGCCUUGGUGAUCAUUACAGAAAGCCAGUGGAUUACUAUUUUUGUUUUAGCAUACAGUAGUUAAAGCAAAGUGACAUGAUGACAUUAAAAUGUUUUUCUACAUCUUGUCUAAUUGGAUCAUUUUACAGGUGGGUUUUUGCAUUGUAUACUUUACAAAAGAAAAGAAGGUAUGUAAAAUAAAGAUGAAUACUUGAAGACUACUUUUCUGUUCAGCUCAACCGUUACAUUUCUGUCACUUUCAACAUAAAAGUCUAGCUGACUUUCUUUUGUCCAAACUUCUUUUUCAAGAGCCAGUCAAGAUAACGGAGAGUUUACUGCAGUGGAAAUGAUAGAAAAAGAUGUACAAAGAUGCCAUAUAUAAAUAGUAAUGUAAUAUUUGUAAUUAUGAAGAAUAUAUUGUACUGUUUCAGUGUGUUGUAAGUGAAAUUUCUCGUUUUUGUUUUGGAUCUUUUCAGCUGUGAACUAUUCUUGAUUUAAAACUGUUAAAGCAGA